CUCGCGUUCACCGCCUGGCUGAGGAGGUGAAAGUUUCUCCCCAGGAAGAUAAACCGCAAAAGACAAUAUUGUGCAUGAUUUGCGCCGUUUUUUUUUUUAAACAAAGCAAGGGGAAAAAGGAAAGUGAAGGGGGAAAAAGCUAAAGGACGGGGAAAAGAAACGGAAGGGGGAAAAAGAGUGCAAGAGCUGGAAGAGAAGAGAAAAAUAGCUCGCUAGCUCGCUACAUUCCUCUAGCCUCUUUUAAAAAAGGACUCAAGGAAGUUUAAUUUUUGUUUUGAUUUUUUCCCUUCCCCGUCUGUGCCUCUUUCCCUCUCUCUCUUCACUAUUGUUACUUGCAAGCGGGGUCUUCCAAAUUCCCUCCCUCCUCCCCCCUCGAAACCCCCGAAAAGUGCAGUCCGAGAGGCAAGCGAGGGGGGCAAUCGGUUGGUGUGCGCGCGCGCCGACGCCGCUUUUCUUCGAAUUCGCCCCUUUUUGCAGCUUCUAGCUUUCUGCCCCCAUUCUCGCCGGCCUCCCCCCAACCCUCACCCACCCUCUCGGUGGUGGGUUUUCUUUUUUCCUCCUUCCUUUUCCUUUUUCUUUUUCUUUCUUUUUUUUUUUUUUUUGGAGCACGGAUGCCGAGGGGGUUGUUCCUGAUGUGGUCGCUUUAGUGGUGCUCGUUGGGCGGACUUUUGCGAGAGAGAGAGAGAGAGAGAAAGAGAGAGAGGCUGCUUGGAUCCGCGGCGGAGGCGGCGGCUGCUCUUCCUCGUCGGUGGCUCCCGCACUUUGUGGGCUGCUGCUCCUGCCGCUUCUGCUCCUUCCUCGGCUCCGGCUUCGGCUGCUGUUGCUGCUGCUUCUUCGCUUUCCCCGCGUGGCCGUCCGCCACCUUUCUGAAGGCUCGCUUGUGCCCGGCGGUUGCUGCUGCGGCCGCUGCCUGAGAGGCGGCGAAGAUGCUACUGGAUGCCGGCCCGCAGUACCCGGCCAUCGGCGUGACCACCUUCGGCUCCUCUCGCCACCACUCCACGGGCGAUGUGACGGAGCGCGAGGUGGGGCUGGGCAUCAACCCCUUCGCCGACGCCGGCAUGGGCGCCUUCAAGCUCAACCCCAGCAGCCACGAGCUGGCCUCGGCCGGCCAGACCGCCUUCACCUCGCAGGCCCCCGGCUACGCGGCCGCCGCGGCGCUGGGCCACCACCACCACCACCCGGGCCACGUCGGCUCCUACUCCAGCGCGGCCGCCUUCAACUCCACGCGGGACUUUCUCUUCCGCAACCGGGGCUUCGGCGAGGCGGCGGCGGCGGCCAGCGCCCAGCACAGCCUCUUCGCCUCGGCGGCGGCGGCCGGCAGCUUCGGCGGCCCCCACGGGCACGGCGAGGCGGCGGGCCACCUCCUCUUCCCGGGCCUCCACGAGCAAGCCACCAGCCACGCCUCGCCCAACGUGGUCAACGGGCAGAUGCGCCUGGGCUUCUCCGGAGACAUGUACGGCCGGCCGGAACAGUACGGCCAGGUGACCAGCCCGCGCUCUGAGCACUACGCCUCGCCCCAGCUCCACGGCUACGGCCACAUGAAUAUGAACAUGGCAGCCCACCACGGGGCGGGGGCCUUCUUCCGCUACAUGCGCCAGCCCAUCAAGCAGGAGCUCAUCUGCAAGUGGAUCGAGCCCGAGCAGCUGGCCAACCCCAAGAAGUCCUGCAACAAAACUUUCAGCACCAUGCACGAGCUGGUGACUCACGUCACCGUGGAGCACGUCGGCGGGCCCGAGCAGUCCAACCACAUCUGCUUCUGGGAAGAGUGUCCCCGGGAAGGGAAGCCUUUCAAGGCCAAAUACAAACUGGUCAACCACAUCCGAGUCCACACGGGCGAGAAACCCUUUCCGUGCCCUUUCCCGGGAUGCGGGAAAGUCUUUGCUCGCUCCGAAAACCUCAAAAUCCACAAACGGACGCACACAGGUGAAAAACCCUUUAAGUGUGAAUUCGACGGCUGUGACAGGCGCUUCGCCAACAGCAGUGAUCGCAAAAAGCAUAUGCACGUCCACACGUCAGACAAACCUUAUCUCUGCAAAAUGUGCGAUAAAUCCUACACGCAUCCGAGUUCCCUCCGAAAACACAUGAAGGUCCAUGAAUCGUCCUCCCAGGGGUCCCAGCCUUCUCCCGCGGCCAGUUCGGGCUAUGAAUCUUCAACCCCCCCAACCAUCGUUUCUCCAUCGACAGAAAACCAGACCACAAGCUCCUUAUCUCCCUCGUCUUCAGCAGUCCAUCACACGUCCAGCCACAGCACGCUCACGUCAAAUUUUAACGAAUGGUACGUUUAAACAAACAAAAACAAACGCAAAUCCAACCUAUUUAAAAGACUCCAAAAAUUAAUGAACACUCUGAGAUCGAUUUUUUUUUUUUUUGGUGUGUGUUUUGUUUUGUUUUGUUUUUCAAUGCUGCCGAUAGACCUAGGACCGAAUCCAAUCAAGAAUUCUGGUGGGGAGGUGGGUUUCCUCUCUCUCUCUCUCUCCCCUCCCCUUUUGGUUGCUGUUGUUUUAUUUUUGGUUUGUCGUAUCUGGGGCAAUGGCUUGGAAAGCGAAAGGGUUGUUGGUUUGUUUGUUUUUUAAUGGCGUGCGGGAGAGGAGCAGGGUUUCCCGGCUCUUUUGCCAGCGUGUGGGGCUUUUGGCUGGAACCACUGACUGGACUUCUCCAACUGCAGGUCUCUUGGCGGCAGCGGCCUUGUCGUUUUCUGUAAAUACAGAAACCUUAGCUUACAAUGUACUGUUUGAUUUUGUAAAUAGUUCUACCACAAGUUGAAUAAGGGGAAUACGUGGAAUUGUGGUCUUUGCAUAUAUGUGGGGGGAGGGGAAUAGGGGAGGGGGAGGGGAAUAGGGGAGGAGGUCGCAGUGGGGAAAGGAGGGCGGAGGUAGCAAAACAACUAUUUGUACUGAAUGGCAAGGAUGUUCUAGUAAAUGUGUACCAAAAUGUGAAUUACUUUGUAUUAUUACAGUCUGAACGUCGAUCUAACAGAAUAUUAUUGGUAUUAAUGUGCUUUUUCUUUUGUAUAAAGUGCAAACAUUUCGUCCCAAAGUCCAGUCUAAGUAGUGCAGUAAAAUGUUGUUUACACGUCCUGUCAAGAAAUUCGUAUAGUGCAAGCCUGGAUCUGCGUGUCAAAACUGUUACAUUUGUUUAUGUAAAGUGAUAUUAAAAACAAAAAAAGAAAAAGAAGAAGCUAUAAACUAUAACCUGUCCGUUGCUUUUGGCAAAUACAACCACAUACUGUAUAUACUUCCUAAUUUCCAUAUUUAUCCGCAUGUAAAGGUCCGGUUAUACAUGUUACAGAUAUUCAAUAUUUAUGGCUAGAAGAAUUGAUAUGUACAAUUUAGUUUACAGAACUGUUUGGUAACAUUUCGUACCUUAUUAAAGAUUCUGAAAUCCCAUAA
This is a messenger RNA of Hemicordylus capensis (graceful crag lizard), 3389 nucleotides long. RefSeq names its product Zic family member 1 (gene ZIC1). Bases 927 to 2285 code for a protein of 452 amino acids. The transcript has 3 exons. Gene Ontology annotation, molecular function: DNA-binding transcription factor activity, RNA polymerase II-specific; RNA polymerase II cis-regulatory region sequence-specific DNA binding. NCBI's taxonomy places the organism in Eukaryota, Metazoa, Chordata, Lepidosauria, Squamata, Cordylidae. Gene Ontology annotation, biological process: regulation of transcription by RNA polymerase II; central nervous system development. Gene Ontology annotation, cellular component: nucleus. The record is from RefSeq and is a predicted model, not a curated record.